AUGGAUUCCAGUGAAAUUGCUCGGAUCAUUCAAGAAGGAAUUACAGCUGGCCUGCAACAUAAUGCUCAAGGGCCAACAGGUUUCACCCCUAACACUCCAUUCACGCCAGAGAUAUUGACAUAUUCCUUGCCCGACAGAUUCAAAUAUCCUCGCAUUAAAGAGUAUGAUGGGACGACCGACCCCAUCAACCAUCUCAAUGUAUACACUGAUGUCAUGAACUUGCAAGUUGCGCCGGAUCAGGUUAUGUGCAAAGCCUUUCCACAAACGCUGACAAAUGUUGCUAGGGAUUGGUUCUCGACAUUGGAGCCCAACCCCAUAGCCUCAUUCUCAGAUUUGGCUGAAAAGUUCUCAGCCUUCUUUGCAAGUAGCAAGCGAAUCAGGAAGACCUCGUCCUCUCUCAUGCAACUUCGCCAGGGAUCAACCGAAAUCUUGCGAGGAUUUAUAACAAGGUUCAACAAGGAAAGGCUUCAAAUACCCGACCUCCACAUCACAGCAACUGUCUCCGCCCUCACUUACGCCGUAAGAUGUGAAGCUUUCAAGAUGUCUUUAUCAAAGACCCCGUCGCAAACAAUUGAGAACAAAAGGCAACAUGAUCCCGUCCCCCAGCAUGAGUUUUCCCGGGAUAAGCGCAGGAACGAGGCGCCAUCAGCACCUCUCACUCGGUUGAACACCUCUAAAGCAAACAUUUUGAUGGAGGUUAAGGAUAUGAAAGAAUUAAAGUGGCAUUCAAGGAUGAAGUCAUCCCCUGACACAAGAGAUAGGAGCAAGUAUUGUGAAUUUCACCGGGAUCAUGGGCAUACUACAGAGGAUUGUCAUGCUUUACAGCGAGAAAUUGAAGCCCUUAUCAACAGAGGAUUUUUAAAGAAUUACAUUGGUCAUGAUAAACGGCCAAGGAAUGACCGUGACAAUCGGAAAGAGCCUGGGGCUGGAAGCAGUGCUCAACCCAUUGUCGGAACCAUUAAUAUUAUCGUUGGGAGUAUAGCGUCCGACGAAGACACAAGUAGUGGGCGAAAGCAGUAUGCUCGCCAACAUGCUCAUAUCCCAAGAGAAUCAAGUGAUGAAGUUAGAGACAUCACUUUUGGUGCAAGAGAUUUGGAAGGAAUAUCAUAUCCUUAUGACGAUGCCUUGGUCAUUUUUGCGGUUGUGGCUAACUUCGAAGUAAGGAGGAUUCUGGUUGGAGUGCCGCGAAAACAUACCGUCGCAAGAGGCUUUCACCAAAAUGAGAAUCUCUCCCAAACAGCUCAAAGCAGUAAAAACCCCCUACAAGGAUUUGGUGGUGGAAUCAUUAUCCCUGAAGGCAUCGUCGAGCUCCCGCUUACAUUAGGAGCUGGUAGUACACUACUGACGGAGAUCACACCAUUCCAAGUAUUUAACACCCCAAUGGCCUACAACAUCAUUCCGGGAAGACCCUUACUGAACAAGAUCUAG
Messenger RNA from Olea europaea var. sylvestris, 1428 nucleotides. RefSeq lists its product as uncharacterized. The transcript has 2 exons. The coding region runs from base 1 to 1428 and encodes 475 amino acids. NCBI's taxonomy places the organism in Eukaryota, Viridiplantae, Streptophyta, Magnoliopsida, Lamiales, Oleaceae. The record is from RefSeq and is a predicted model, not a curated record.